Molecule: messenger RNA, 1491 nt
Organism: Cladophialophora psammophila CBS 110553
Lineage: Eukaryota; Fungi; Ascomycota; Eurotiomycetes; Chaetothyriales; Herpotrichiellaceae
Exons: 4
Coding region: 1-1491 (496 amino acids)
Molecular function (GO): monooxygenase activity; oxidoreductase activity, acting on paired donors, with incorporation or reduction of molecular oxygen; heme binding
Source: RefSeq, a predicted model, not a curated record
AUGAUUUCUCAACUCCAAGACCUGCAACACAAUGUGCCCGUGGUGAUCGCAGUGUCAUGCGCUCUCUUGAUCCUGUCCUAUCUGCUCAGAGUUCUCUUCAGCCCCUUGCGAGAUGUCAAAGGUCCUGCGCUCGCGCGGUACACCCGCCUGUGGGAGUUGUACCAGAAUUGGGAAGGUCGAUUGGAACAGGUCACCGUCGCUCUACACAAACGAUACGGCCCUAUCGUCCGGCUAGCACCCAAUCGUUUCAGCAUUGGUGACCCGGCAGCGAUCCGGACCAUCUACGGCCCCGGCUCAAAAUUCUACAAAUCCAACUAUUACAUUCCGUUUGGUGCACCCUCUAUGGAGCACAAGGAUGUCUUCUCUGAGACGAGCAACGCGAAGCAUGCGCUCGAACGGAGGAAGACCUCGAACAUGUACGCCAUGAGCUCCUUGGUGUCCUACGAGCCAUUCGUAGACAAGGUCAAUGGCGAAUUUAUGGCCGCGCUGGCCGGCCAUGCUGAGCACAGGCGCGCAUUCGAUUUGUUCACCUGGAUGCAAUUUUACGCAUUCGACGUGAUCGGCGAGAUAACCCUAGGGAGAUCAUUUGGUCUCAUCGAGGCUGGCUACGAUAAGGAUGGACUUCUGCAUGCGGUUCACGUCGGAUCCAUAAGUUACGGGUCCAUGGUGGGGCUCGUCCCUGAGAUUCAUCCAUGGUAUCUCCGGGUUUUGAAGGUUCUCCCCAUCGAAAACCAUUGGAAUGUCACGCAACGGGUUAUACUGAGGGAGAUUGGUGCCAGAAUGCAGGGCGCCAGUUUCAGCGAUCGCAAAGACUUCCUAGCAAAAUGUGUCGAAUCGAACAAGGCUGGCAAGCUGGACCAGUUCACCAUGAACAAUGUGAUCGGUUCCAAUAUCGGCGCUGGCUCCGACACCACUGGCAUCAGCAUGACUGCAAUCAUCUACUUCCUCAUGAAGCAUCCCGAUUGCUUGCAGAAGCUCCGCGAAGAGGUUGACACUGCCGCUCGGCAAGGAAAUCUUUCUAAUCCCGUCACCUUUCAAGAGGGUCAAAAGCUUUCAUACUUGCAAGCUACCAUCAAAGAGGCGUUGCGGCUGCAUGCAGCCGUCGGCCAGAUUCUCAGCAGAGUGGUUCCCGAAGGAGGCGCCCAACUUGCGGGGAGGCACUUCCCAGAAGGCACCGUGGUGGGAAUAAAUGCAUGGGUGAUCCAUAGCGACGAAAGUAUCUGGGGCAAGGAUGUCCACGAGUUUCGACCGGAGCGUUGGCUGGUUGACAAAGAGCGACUUGCCUUCUUGGACCAGCACUUCCUGGCGUUUGGUGCCGGUGCCAGAACUUGCAUCGGCAAGAACAUCUCGCUGCUUGAAAUGACAAAACUCCUGCCGCAACUCGUGCUCAAGUUUGAUUUUGUCCCCGCUCGUGAUAGUGAGUGGACGACGAGUAGUGGAUGGUUCGUCAAGCAGAAACUCCAAGUAAAAGUCACCAAGAGAGAACAAUGA